Messenger RNA from Chara braunii, 1219 nucleotides. Lineage: Eukaryota; Viridiplantae; Streptophyta; Charophyceae; Charales; Characeae. The record is from the annotation of a GenBank genome assembly.
CGCCACGCACAGGAGACAUGCCACCCCCUCGUCCUAGACCGCCUGUAAGUGAUCCAUUAUUGGCGCCCACGGGCAGAGGCUCUCGAUCCCCACACACGCCUAGGAGACCUAGGAUUCGUGACAUGACAACAGUUCAGCGGGACGUGUGUGACACGACGUUAUUCGGCACAACAGACAUAGAUUUGGAUUCGACCCGCCGUGUCACGGAGCAUACUGCACGCCUUCAGCUGGGCUUGGGACCCCGUGGCACAAGGACGACCGCGGCGAGGGAGGUACCAGCAUCAGGUUGUGAGCCUCAGCGAGGUUGCGACAAAGGAGUGUCCACCGAGAUCUUGGAGCACGCUUUGAGAGCAGCGAUGCGUGUCGUGCAUGAGCAGACUCCACGCAAGCGUGGAAUGCCUCCUCGUCCACGCCCCGUGCCUGCAGAGGGAGGCGCUGCGCUUGGAGAGAAUUUGGGGGCGGAAGGGUUGGGGUUGCCUCGUGGAUCCCGACGUGAGCAGACGGUUGCAGAGGCUGGUACGAGGGUUGUUGUGUUGAGGAAGGGAGGAGGCCCUGUCACCAUCGAGGAGGAUGAUCCUGAUACGGAUGCAGCAGUGCGGGAGGAGGACGAGGACUGUGAGGGCGAGGAGGAAGGAGAGGAGGAGAAGAAGAGCGGUUCCGAUGGUGACGACGACGACGACGACGAUGAGUCCCCACCUCCCCCACCGACGCGUGCAUCUAGACGCUCCGCUGCGCGGACUUCUUCAUCCGCACGAGGGAGGAGGAGGUCGACAUCCGGCACUCGAGGGGGUACGAAGAGACGGAGCGGGAAGGGGAAGAAGGCUCGUUGACUGAUGAGGCCAACACUCCACUUCUCCCCUACUCGCACUGUACUUCGUCAUGUUCUGCAGUCCUAGUUUUUUUGGUCGUCUCAUCUUGUCUUAGAGGGUUAGACUGACGAUUACAUGAGGGAACAGAGCCGUUUUGGCAUUAAAUUCUCACAGGUUCCCAUAUGGUCAACAAGGGACGUAGACUCAUUAUCACGGGUAGCUAAGUGUGGAGGACUGUCGAGAAAAGUCGACCUGAUCAGAUAGUCGGUCCGAGAAAGUCAACUCCUCGGUGCAUGACAUACAGGUUGGUCUUAAGAGGUUCUACCGCGUGUAUGCCUAUGCUACGACGAUCGAGAAAACGACCUCGGUUGACUUACCUCUACGAUUGCAAGUAAAAGCUUUCGCACGUG